GUCGCCACGGUCCGCUCGGACGGAGUCGUGUUAAUCGCAGAAGUCAUCAUGGCGCUCACUUCCUCGCAGCAAGCGCACCCGUUCAACCAUUUGAUUGACACAUUACAGACAGAGAAAAAUAAAGCUAAAAAAUAUUUCAAUCCUCAGAAGCUUGGGGAUCCCAAAUAUGAGAGACUGCCUUUCUCUAUUCGCGUGCUGCUGGAGGCUGCCAUCCGAAAGUGUGAUGGAUUCUACGUGAAGCAAGAGGAUGUGCAAAAUAUUCUGAACUGGGAAAAGCUGCAGAAUGAGGCUGAAAUUCCCUUCUCUCCUGCGCGAGUGCUGCUACAGGACUUCACGGGCAUUCCCGCCUUGGUGGACCUGGCAGCCAUGAGAGAUGCUGUGGCCAAGAAUGGAAUCGACCCCAACCUCAUCAAUCCCAAAUGUCCUACUGACCUUAUAGUAGAUCACUCACUACAGAUUGACUUCAGCAAGUGUGCCAUCCAGAACGCACCCAAUCCUGGUGGGGGUGAUGGACAUGGGGCGACGCAACGCUCGGUCCCUGGUCGGCUGUCUUCCAGAAGCAGUCAGUGUGGGAGUUCUAGAGGAGGCUGCAGUAAAGGCUCAUGCAGUGAUGCUCCCUCAAGCUCCAGCAAAGCUCCCGUAGUACAGAUAGAGAACACACCACUUCUCUGCCCCUUUCACCUGCAGCCUGUCUCAGAGCAGGAGACUGCGCUCAAAAACCAGGAGAUGGAGCUCAUAAGAAACAAAGAAAGACUUCAGUUCUUUAAGUGGUGUAGUAAAGCAUUUAAGAACGUGAGUGUGGUUCCUCCAGACAUUGGAUCAGUACACCAGGUCAAUCUGGAGUAUCUGUCUCGGGUAGUGCAGGAAAGCGAGGGUUUUGUCUUUCCUGACAGUGUAGUGGGCACGGAUUCUCACACUACAAUGAUCAACGGCCUUGGCAUACUUGGUUGGGGAGUAGGAGGGAUAGAGUCAGAGGCAGUUAUGCUAGGUCAGCCUGUAUCUCUAACACUGCCACAGGUUGUGGGGUGUAAGUUAGUGGGAUCCAUCAGCACACUGGCUACAUCUAUAGACAUAGUUCUUGGCAUCACUAAGCAUUUGCGACAGGCUGGCAUCAGUGGGAAGUUUGUGGAAUUCUUUGGUCCAGGUGUGUCGCAGCUCUCAGCAGCAGACAGAACCACCAUUGCUAACAUGUGCCCUGAAUACAAUGCUACUGUUAGCUUUUUUCCCGUGGAUGAAACCACACUCAAGCACUUUAAACAGACCAACUUUGCAGAAGAGAAACUUGAAGUUAUGGAGAGUUACCUUAAAGCUGUUAAGCUGUUCCGGAGUUCUGAUGACCAGGCAGAAGAUCCACAUUAUUCUGAGGUCAUUGAGGUUAACCUCAAUUCUAUCAUGCCCUCGGUCAGUGGACCCAAACGGCCGCAGGACCGGGUGCCUGUAACCUGUAUGAAGGAGGACUUCCUCAGCUGUCUCAAUGAGAAGGUGGGUUUUAAAGGGUUCCACAUUCCGAGAGAGAAGCAGGGCAUUUUGGUGCCGUUUCAACACGAGGGCACUGAGUACACGUUGUCUCAUGGAUCGGUCGUCAUUGCUGCUGUCAUCAGUUGCACCAACAACUGCAACCCCUCAGUCAUGCUCACUGCAGGCCUCCUAGCAAAGAAAGCAAAGGAGGCAGGUCUUACAGUGAAGCCUUACAUCAGGACCAGUCUAGCUCCAGGCAGUGGCAUGGUUACACACUACCUCAACGCCAGCGGAGUGCUGCCUUACCUCAGCCAGCUUGGGUUUGAGGUUAUUGGUUAUGGAUGUGCCACCUGUGUUGGGAACACAGCACCUUUGCCUGAAUCUGUGGUAGAUGCCAUUAAAGAGGGUGAUUUGGUUGCAUGUGGAGUGUUGUCUGGUAGCAGGCAUUUUGAGGGACGCCUUUGUGACUGUGUUCGUGCCAAUUACCUAGCUUCACCUCCCCUGGUGGUGGCUUAUGCCAUCGCAGGCACAGUUGGGAUUGACUUUGAGAAAGAGCCUCUUGGACUGAAUGCAGAAGGUAAGGAGGUGUUCCUGAAAGAUGUUUGGCCAUCUAAAGAAGAAGUGCAGGAUGUAGAGGAGCACACAGUUGUCGCCUCCAUAUUCAGAGCUCUCAGGAGUCGGAUUCAGAAAGGGAGCCCAUUUUGGAAUAACAUGGACGUUCCAGACUCUGUGCUUUUUCCCUGGGAUCCCAAAUCCACAUACAUUCGUUGCCCUCCUUUCUUUAGCAAACUUUCUAAAGAGGUGUCUGUGCCUGGGUCCAUCGAUAAUGCUCAUGCUCUGCUGUUUCUGGGAAACAAGGUCACCACUGAUCACAUCUCUCCUGCCGGCAGCAUUGCCCGUAUAAGCGCAGCUGCCAAGUAUCUACAAAGCAAACGCCUGACACCUCGUGAGUUCAACUCUUAUGGUGCACGUAGAGGGAACGAUGCUGUCAUGACAAGAGGAACUUUUGCCAGCAUCAAACUCCAGAACCGCCUCAUUGGCAAGACUGGCCCCAAAACCCUGCACGUUCCAUCCGGACAGAUGCUGGACGUGUUUGAGGCAGCUGAGAGGUACCAGAGAGAUGGAUUUCCUCUCAUCAUCCUAGCAGGGAAGGAGUAUGGCUCAGGCAGCUCCCGGGACUGGGCAGCCAAAGGACCUUACCUAUUGGGAGUACGGGCAGUGAUUGCAGAGAGCUUUGAGAAGAUGCAUAAGAACCACCUGGUGGGGAUGGGAAUUGCGCCUCUGCAGUUCCUACCUGGGCAGAAUGCUGACUCACUGGAGCUCAGUGGGAAGGAAAGGUUUUCUAUCUCACUCCCAGAGGAGCUCACUCCCCAACAAGAGCUAACCGUACUGACCAGCACUGGAAAGAGCUUCAGUGUGGUGACCCUAUUUGAGAACGAGAUGGAUGUGGCAUUUUAUAGACAUGGAGGCCUCCUGAAAUACGUGGCCCGCAGUAUGCUGCAGUAACGUCUCUCCAGCCUGCUUUGUCAAUGGCUGUAGACUCAGAUGCUGAGCAAGAGCUCGUAAUCUAGACUGCUAAGCUCCAUCCAGAUUGAGCCACAGACUGGUUGUGUAGGGCUGUUGAAGGCCUGGCAAUGGCUCUGGACUCUAAUCAGUGACUCUUCAGGCCCUGGACUCUGCUGUGCCUGUUUUUUGCUGUUUCCUCUAUCGCACCCCCCUGCAGGGCUUCUGCUAGAGGAUGCAUCUCUCUUGCACAAAAAAAAAAGAAGAAAAAAAAAGUCUGCUGUUUCUUUCUGUAAAGGCUAGCUGUCCUACAAGGAUGUGAGAAGAAAUCCAGAGUGCACGCAGUGUCAGUUCUGUAGCUCUGAGUAAAUGAUUUGCAAGAAGCAGAGUUCGCUUCUAGAGCUCUAGAACAGUAAGAACUCCUGAAUCGAUUCUGGAUUGCUCCCAUUGGGCUGAGAUGCAUGGUCUUUGAGAUGUCUGUUGGUACUGAAAACAGAAAUGCCGUAUCUGCUCAGCACGCCAGUGGACUUCCAGUCAAGCUCUAAGAUCCUGGUGCUAGGCUCUCGCACAGACUACACGAUGUCCUCACUCUCGUCAGUGCUUCUUAAACUGAUACUGGUCUUUACUUCUGCUAUAGUGCUUACAGGCAAAUGGGUGGAGCUUCUUUUCUGUUUCAGUGGGUUUGUUUUGUUUACUUGUGUAAAAGACUAUGUUACAGUGUACGAAGUCAAACAAAAUGCCUAGUCAUCUCACUUAUUCCCACUCUCUUUUUAUUCAAUUUAAAUGUGUUUUUUUUUUAGUAGUAUGAAUGUUACCUCAGAGAUUGCCAUCAUUAUGAAGAUAAAAGCACUAUUUGUCUUGAUCCGAUCCAGUGCAGAAUCUUUAUCAGUUUACGGAUAUUACUUGCCCUUCAGGUGUAUUAGAGAGCAUCAAUGCCUUGAUUUAGUUACUGCAAUAAACACAAUGCCAUUGACUUGGUGCUUUUAUCUAAGCUAAACUAAAUCACUUUAAGUGGGAUUUUCCUUAUGAAACUAGAUAACAUGUUUCCAUUUUUGAAAGGUGAAUAAUAUUACUAAGUGGUGACCCUGGUUGAUGAUCUGGCCACUUUUAGGAAAGAAUACAAAUGAUUGAUUAGGUGAAAAACAAAGUUUAGACAAGUGAUCAUUAUAUCACUGAUCAUUGAAGUCACUGAAAACGGCCCAAAUUAGAAAUUAAAUGUUUAUGCACAUUUGUUGUUGAUGCUUCAAACAAUCAUAUCUAUGAAGGAGCGAGAAAUUUUGACUGCCUAGAGCAAGUGCCUGGAGGAAAAUGCCUUUCCUUAUCAUGAUGCCAGCUGAGUUGCUUUUCAAUGUAAUGUGAUGAGCUAUAAGGCCAGCUAUAUGAACAGCACUGAGUAAUAAUACAGGACUGAAAAAUGCUAAUUCUUUCUCCUUUAGUUCUAUCUCACAGCUAUCCCACAACGAUCCCAGUAUGCUUAUCAUACCAGGAACGCUGAAAGUAAAUUUAACAUGUACCCCAAUUAAUGGUUCUGCUUUGUAGUAACAUCAUUUGCCUCGGAAGUGCGAUCCUGUAUGGACUGCAUUUUCUGAUUAUGCAUCUACAUGGUGUUUUUCUUUUCACACACACCUCUACUGUAUACGUGUACUACAAUGACUGUUUGUCUAGAACAGUUCUGGAUGUAUUGCUGAUCCUUUUCACUCUUCGUGUGAAAUGACCGUAUGCAAACGCACCUGCUGAGUAUGGGCGGUGGGGUAAAGAUAAGGAAGUUCCUCUCUUAGUAUUAAAGAAAAGAAUACAUAUCAUUCUGUUUUGCCGUUGUAAAUAAUUUGUAAUAAAUGAUAACAAGAGUAAA
Messenger RNA from Pygocentrus nattereri (red-bellied piranha), 4813 nucleotides. RefSeq names its product iron-responsive element binding protein 2 (gene ireb2). Gene Ontology annotation, biological process: citrate metabolic process; tricarboxylic acid cycle. Gene Ontology annotation, molecular function: 4 iron, 4 sulfur cluster binding; aconitate hydratase activity; iron-responsive element binding. The coding region runs from base 49 to 2964 and encodes 971 amino acids. Lineage: Eukaryota; Metazoa; Chordata; Actinopteri; Characiformes; Serrasalmidae. The record is from RefSeq and is a predicted model, not a curated record. The transcript has 22 exons. Gene Ontology annotation, cellular component: mitochondrion; cytosol.